AUGAUCUUCGCAGCCCGCCAACUUCAGGAGAAGUGCCAGGAGAUGCGGACGCACCUGUACUUUACCUUCGUGGACCUGACGAAAGCCUUCGACACGGUGAAUCGUGAAGGACUGUGGAAGAUCAUGCAGAAAUUCGGCUGUCCGGAGCGAUUCACCCAGAUGGUGCGUCAGCUGCACGACGGUAUGAUGGCGCGAGUCACGGACAACGGAGCUGUCUCAAAGGCAUUCACAGUGACCAAUGGAGUGAAGCAGGGCUGCGUACUGGCGCCUACCCUCUUCAGUCUUAUGUUCUCUGCCAUGCUGAUGGACGCCUACCGCGACGAACGCCCCGGGAUCCGCAUCGCCUACAGGACGGACGGUCACUUGCUGAAUCAACGGCGGAUGCACUUCCAAUCGCGCGUAUCCACAACCACCGUUCACGAACUCCUCUUCGCCGACGACUGCGCCCUAAACACCACCUCGGAAGAGGAGAUGCAACGGAGCAUGGACCUGUUCUCCGCCGCCUGCGAGAACUUCGGUCUGGCCAUCAACACACAGAAGACGGUGGUGAUGCACCAACCGCCACCCAACUCGGCCACAGCCCCCAACGCGCCGCCGCAAAUCAGCGUGAAUGGGACCCUACUGCAAGUGGUGGAGAACUUCCCUUACCUGGGCAGUACUCUCUCCCGCAACACCAAGAUCGACGACGAAGUCGCCAACAGGAUCUCGAAAGCCAGUCAAGCCUUCGGUCGCCUCCAAAGCACAGUUUGGAAUCGCCACGGUCUUCAGCUGAGCACGAAGCUGAAGAUGUACAAGGCCGUCAUCCUGCCGACACUACUGUAUGGAGCGGAGACUUGGACGGUGUACGCAAAGCAGGCACGUCGUCUGAACCACUUCCACCUCAGUUGUCUUCGUCGCAUCCUUAAGCUAAAUUGGCAGGAUCGAAUCCCCGACACUGAUGUGCUGGAACGGACGGGAAUUCUCAGCAUCUACGCCAUACUGAGGCAAAUUCAGCUGCGCUGGAGCAGUCACCUGGUGCGCAUGGACGACGAGCGACUACCCAAACGACUCUUCUACGGAGACGUCGCGACGGGUUCUCGCCGUCAAGGAGGCCAGAUUCGCCGUUACAAGGAUACAUUGAAGUUCUCCCUGAAAUGACUGCAAAUAAACCCCACCAACUGGGAGGAGCUUGCACUCGAUCGACCGACCUGGAGGAGGACAGUGAAGACAGGCGCUGCGAUCUACGAAGCCAACCGCAUCGCUGCCGCCAAAGCGAAACGUGAAGCCCGCAAAUCACAACUUCGCCCAGUAAGCAACGCCGCCGCACAACCGCUUCCAACGUGUCCUCGAUGUCAACGGACAUUCCGGGCUCGAAUCGGACUUGUUGGACAUCUUCGGAUUAACUGCGCCUCUCAAACGGCACCAACCAUCGUCCCCCCGCCCGCCUCUUCCUCCUCCUCCUCUCCGCCGCCAACUAACCCUGACAAUUCUUCUGACCCACCACUUCCAUCAUCCUUUUCCUUCUUCUCCUCCUCCUCCUCCUCCUCCUCCUCCUCGCCCACUGCUCCAACGGCGGGCGCUCAGGCGACCGUCCCGCGCACAACAACCGACACUACUACCACCUCACCCGACUCCAGCGAUGAGGAUCAGGACUACACCUGCCCUCACUGCAACCGUACCUUUACCUCACACAUCGGCCUGGUCGGUCACUUGCGAAUCCAUCGCACAGAGCCUGGCGAACCAGUGCCUGGAGCACCCACCUAUACCCACCGAGCUCGUCUCAACUGCCCACACUGUCCUCGCACUUUCAGGCACCGCAUGGGCCCAUUCAGCCACAUGCGCAUCCCCGACGACCUGCGGUAG
Molecule: messenger RNA, 1842 nt
Organism: Spirometra erinaceieuropaei
Lineage: Eukaryota; Metazoa; Platyhelminthes; Cestoda; Diphyllobothriidea; Diphyllobothriidae
Source: the annotation of a GenBank genome assembly